Messenger RNA from Glycine soja, 1322 nucleotides. RefSeq names its product O-fucosyltransferase 35-like. The transcript is spliced from 3 exons. NCBI's taxonomy places the organism in Eukaryota, Viridiplantae, Streptophyta, Magnoliopsida, Fabales, Fabaceae. The record is from RefSeq and is a predicted model, not a curated record. Gene Ontology annotation, cellular component: Golgi apparatus; cytoplasm; chloroplast. The coding region runs from base 174 to 839 and encodes 221 amino acids.
AAGUUGAAAGACUAGUUACUAUGGCGAUAUUCUGUUCUUGAAAGAAAAUAAUAAGUAAUGUGAAAGAAAGUCAAAUAAACAGAACUCAUUCCAUUCUGGCUUUUUUCUCUAUCAAACCAGCGAAUUUCUAAACUUUCACAGGCAGAGGAAAAAAUACGAGGUAUGAGAAGGAUAUGCUUGCAUUUACAGGUUGCAGUCACAAUUUGACCGCAGAAGAAGAUGAAGAGCUACGACAGAUGCGAAAUGAAGUUGGUCACUGGAAGGAGGAGAUUAAUGGGACUGAGAGGAGAUUGACUGGAGGUUGCCCAUUAACUCCGAGGGAAACUUCCCUAUUGCUUAGAGCACUAGGUUUUCCAUCACAAACCAGGAUUUAUCUGGUAGCUGGAGAAGCAUAUGGUAGAGGAAGUAUGAAAUAUCUUGAGGAUGAUUUCCCCAACAUUUUCUCUCAUUCCUCUCUCUCUUCUGAAGAAGAGUUGAAUACUUUCAGGAAUCACCAGAACAAGUUAGCUGGCAUAGAAUAUAUUGUUGCACUUCAGAGUGAUGUAUUUCUCUAUACUUAUGAUGGAAAUAUGGCAAAGGCAGUACAAGGCCAUAGGGGCUUCAAAAACUUCAAGAAGACUAUCAACCAAGACAAGGUAAAUUUUGUUAAACUCGUUGAUAAGUUGGAUGAAGGAAAAAUUUCUUGGAAGAAGUUCAGCUCCAAGGUAAAAAGGCUCCAUGAAGACCGAAUCGGUGCUCCAUAUCCUAGGGAGCACGGAGAAAUACCUAAGCUAGAGGAAAGUUUUUAUUCAAAUCCUCUGCCAGGAUGUAUAUGUGAAAGAAGGUUAGAUACUUCAUAGUAGGUUGUCUUUCAUAUGAUUGAUGCCAUGCUGAGGGUUACACGUACAGAACAUUGUGGCUGUGCUACCUUCAGUAUUUCUGUUUUGAGAAGGUGGGAAUGUGAGUCUACAAAAGCUUGGUUGUUUGAUAAGUGUUAUGUGUUGGCCUGGAUGAUGGACAUGUUUACAUGGGGCCAAGAAAAAGGGGUUAAGAAAUAAGCCACUCAGCUUCAUCACAAUUUACAAAUUGAAGGAUCAAGCACAGGCAGGUCAAGUAUACUACUAUACUAUAUACCAUUCACAACACAUGAUAAUCAUUAAUGAUUAAACACCAUACCUUGAGGGGCAAACCUCAUCCUUAAUCACACUACUAGUGAAGUUUUUUUUUUUCAUUUAUAUAGAUUUAAAAUUAUUCAAUAUCUUUUCAUGCCAAGAAAAGAUGGCGAGACUGAAUAAGCUGUAUUGUAUUGUAUUGUUAUAGUUCAUUAUUCAAUAAUACAAAAU